This is a messenger RNA of Anopheles merus, 552 nucleotides long. RefSeq names its product ESX-1 secretion-associated protein EspI-like. The record is from RefSeq and is a predicted model, not a curated record. Bases 64 to 504 code for a protein of 146 amino acids. The transcript has 2 exons. Lineage: Eukaryota; Metazoa; Arthropoda; Insecta; Diptera; Culicidae.
UCACCGUUCACACAAAAAAGUUGGAUAUCGAAACGAGCAGCGCCCAAAACAAACUGCGAAACGAUGAAGACCUUGUACUUUGCAAUCAUUCUAAUGGGACGCUGCAUGUCUCUGAUCAGUGCUGGAUCAUACCACUACAACAAUCAUUUAGUGCCAGCAGGACCUCCGCCGCCACCACCGCCACCACCACAAUACCUUCCAAACUAUGAUGUGCUACCAACUGAGGAGUACGUCCAGCCAGUCAAGUAUCACUCCUGGGGCCACGGACCGGCAUGGACACCGAUCACCAGCUUCCCCUGGCCCGGUCCGGAGCACGAACCGCACUAUCCUCCGCAUUACCAUGCCGGCUCGGCUACACCGUGUCCGCACAAGAUGAAGAAGUACACCACGACACCGAAAACAACCACCACCACGACGACCACAACCACGCAUCGUCCGGUGGAAACGAAGAAGCCGCAUCUGCUGCUGGAGAAGCUGGCAGUCACUCAUCAUAAGACGAAAUAAUGAUGAAUGUAUCUGUAAACUGCACCUGGGACGAACAAUAAAACAAUU